Molecule: messenger RNA, 990 nt
Organism: Glossina fuscipes
Lineage: Eukaryota; Metazoa; Arthropoda; Insecta; Diptera; Glossinidae
Gene: Cpr62Bc
Product: cuticle protein 7
Exons: 3
Coding region: 113-697 (194 amino acids)
Cellular component (GO): extracellular matrix
Source: RefSeq, a predicted model, not a curated record
ACAGUUGUAUAAAAAACUUUAAAACGUUUAGACGUUUACUUAACUCCGCAAAACUUUUUACAGAUUGUUAUUCCAUUAAAAAUAUAAUAAAUUAAUAAUAAUAAUAAUAAUAAUGGUAUUCUUCAAAUCCUUAAUCUGCUUGGCUGCAGUUGGUGUUGCUACCGCUGGUGUUUUACAUGGUGCUCAUGGUCCUGCUUAUUAUGCAGCUGCUCCAGCUUUAUAUGCUGGCCAUGCUGGCGCUCAUGCUGCUCCAGCGGCCCAUGACGAAGGAUUGGAUUACUUUGCUUACCCCAAAUAUAAUUAUAAUUACGGCGUUGCUGAUUCACAUACCGGUGAUGUUAAGUCGCAACAUGAAGUACGCGAUGGCGAUGUGGUGAAGGGUUCUUAUUCCCUAGUUGAACCAGACGGUUCAGUACGUACCGUUGAUUAUACCGCCGAUGAUCAUCACGGUUUCAAUGCUGUCGUUCAUAAAACCGCACCCACUGUACAUGCUGUGGCUCAUGCUGCUCCCGCUGUCGUAGCUCAUGCCGCCCCGGCUGUUGUGGCUCAUGCUGCUCCCGCCGCUAUAGCUCAUCACGCCGCUGGUCCUGCUCUUAAUUAUGCUACUGUAGCGCAUCAUGUUGCUGCCGGUCCGGCUCACGGCUAUGGUGGCUAUGCCGGUUAUGCAGGUCAUGGAGCUGCUCAUGGUCAUUAUUAAAAAAAAAAAAAAAAUCACUUUAAGAAAAAAAGCAAACUACGAAUACUCUGUCUCACUCUUAUAAGAAGUAACUGUAAAUUAAUUUAAUAGUGUUUUUUUUUUUUUUUCUCUCUUCUUUUUAAAUUAAGUUUAAGGCAAAACACACAAAAUUCAUUGAUAACAACGGUAUAUAGUGUAAAGGAUAUGAAAAUGGGCAUUUAAUUGUAAAAAAAAAAAAAAAAAAAACAACAAAAAAAAAACGGUCAACACAAUGAACUAAAACUGAAGCUGAAAUCGAACCAGCAUAAGCAACA